UUUGGACGAAUUUUAUCAAUUAUUUUGCCUGGGGUUAAAUAUUUGACGCGUUGUGCUUGAUUUGGUGCUAAUUUUUGGUUGAAAUUCCAAUUUUGCGUGAAUUUGUUGUCAGUUUUUAAAUUUGGCGCGUCCAGCGCAGCGUUGACAGGUGUUCGAGGUCGGUGAAAGCACAAAAAGUGCAUUUAUCUCGUUUUUUUCGUGUGUCCUAAUGUUAUACCCACGUCCGCGUGUUAUUUUAAUGUGGUUUUAAUCAAUACGUAACAAGACAGCCCCCCAAGUCCCCGUUUUUAUCCACUAACGAAAUGGCGCCAUAGUUGUUUGUACACAUCCGUUCCUUUUAAUAAAUAAAGAUGGACCUGACACCGCCGAAAGACUCGAAGGGGCCCUUCAGCCACGCGUCAACCCCCCUGACUCACUUCCCCCGCAAGCGCAAACAUGACGACACUUUUGAGUCCCCGAAGAGCCCCCCGUUUUCCAGCACCUUGAACGAGUCGCUAAUCACCGAUUUGAAAGACAUUUGCUUGGUUGGUUCCGUUCCUAAUACUCCCGAAAAACAGUUGAGUUUUUUGGCGCAAACUGUUGUCUCGUCCCCGAUUCAAGAGUCGAGGAAAAUUCUUUAUGGUAGUAUUAAAGUGGUUAAACCCGAGCGUGAUAGAAGGUGUAGCUUUCGUAAUAAGUAUCUGCCCGUCAAUAAUCAGAAAUUGUUGCAACGUAUCCUCAACAUCAAUGUUAUAAUGGACGUAAUUUUUCGGUACUUAUCAGGGGGCGACUUGUACAGGUUCAGUCUUGUCUCACCUUCGUUUUGUAAAGCCUUGGAGGCGAGUAAAGACGCGUUUUUGCGGUAUCAGGUCUACAAAGACAGUUAUAAAGACAACAAGGAGAAUUAUGUGAUUACGCCGCCAGGAUCGCCAGACAAGCCUGACAGCCCCCCGAGGACUAGUAGCGUUACUUUCAACAAGUUUCUCAGGGCGGCCAGCAGGCUCAAAGGCACCCAAACCCUGCGUAAAUGUGACAGAUGCAGUGGGGUUGCAGUCGUCGACCACCAAAUCAGCCAGUGCCAGAACGUGCACUCUUGCGGCCUCAUUCGCUGCCUCCUGUGUUCAAGCUUCUCCGAGACGGGCCAUAAAGACUUCAAGGACGCCUGUGGCCACGCCUCAUUUCGCCCCUCUUUGGGCAACAUGAGCAACACGAUGGAAGACUCCUCUUCGAAUUUUUCGAGUCAAGACUCGGGUUUUUACUCGGAAAAUGAAUCGCCCGUAAAGGUGAAACGGAUCCUCUUCCAAAACGUUGAUAAACAGACGUCCAAUGGCCUGUCUUUAUGGAACAAAAACCAAGUCGUUGUGACGUACAAGAAGAACGACAGCCUCUCGUACAUUCCGGUCGUGGCCAACGACACCCCCCGCAGAGAGGCGGCGGGCGACAGCCCCCCGAGCCCCCAGAGACACACCUACGCGGUCGGCUCCAAGCAAAGCAAGAGGAAUUUGAAGCGACUAACGCGUUAGCAUCACGUGACCGAUUAUGUGAUAAGUUUUGUAUUUUUUAGUGUCUUUUAACAGUUCCAGUGUUAUGUAAUGUAGGUUAAGCAUUUUUCAUAAAGUUGAUACAAUUUC
Molecule: messenger RNA, 1610 nt
Organism: Tribolium castaneum (red flour beetle)
Lineage: Eukaryota; Metazoa; Arthropoda; Insecta; Coleoptera; Tenebrionidae
Exons: 3
Coding region: 351-1502 (383 amino acids)
Source: RefSeq, a predicted model, not a curated record